AAACGGCAGCUUCAAGCUUCGAGCCAUUGUGGUACGGAGUACAACAGUCACCACAGUGAAGCUAUCGUUGAAAUGCGGUGAUCUUGCCCUCCAGCUCGUCAUGUUCGACACAAUCUGCACUCUCCCUCUCCAAUCGGAUCUAUUUGCUCAAGUCAUUCACCCCUCCGAACCUCUAUUCGCAGUCGGCCUCUCUUCAGGACAUGUGCAAGCAUACAAGCUCCCCUCGGACGCCGAUGCAAUCGACAGUGCCUCUCAAGAUAGCUCUGAAUCUCCUACGAAGACGACGAACCUCAUCAAUGGCCAUGGUUCGGCUCCUUUGACGUCGUCCUUGCGCCGGUCUUCCUCAGCGAGUGUUUCAGAAAGUGGACUUGGUUCAAUAGACACAAUCUGGAGUACGAAGAGACAUAAAGGCUCAUGUCGAUGUCUCACAUUCAGUCACGAUGGGGACAUCUGCUACUCUGCAGGCACUGAUGGGUUGGUCAAAUCUUUCAUGACGGAGACCGGCAAAGUCGUGGGAAAGUUUGCAAUACCUGGGGUUCGAGAUACAGACGCACCAUCGGUGUUGCAUGCACUGUCGCCGCAGGCACUUCUGCUCGGCACAGACUCGGGGAUCUUAUAUCUGUUGGACACAAGACAAGGCGGGAAAGAGAUAGUGUCGAAGGCGAGUCAGACGUGGAACCCUCACGGUGAGGAACAUAUCAAUGCUCUGGUACCUCUGCCAGCAAGUGAAGCAAGCACGAGCGGGUUUCCCAAGCAAUGGGUCACCGUAGGGGGAUCAACGCUAGCAGUCACCGAUCUCCGCAAGGGCACAAUUGCCACAAGCGAAGACCAAGAGAUCGAACUGACCAGUGUUAGCCUCGUUCAAGGUCUGAAGAAGGGCGGCACAAGUGUUGGUGAGAAGGUAUUAGUAGGCCAGGGCGAUGGAGUGGUCAGUUUGUGGGAGAAAGGGGUCUGGGACGACCUCGAUGAGCGAAUGGUGGUCGACCGGAGUGGCCUCAGUAUCGAGAGCUUGGUCGAAGUACCCUUCGGCUUUGGAAGCGGCAAGCUAAAGAUGGAUGAGAGGCUUGUGGCUGCAGGCUUGGAGGAUGGGCGAGUCCGGUUUUUGCGAAUAGGUCGCAACGGCGUGCUGAAUGAUAUGGACGCUAAGCACGACGAGAUUGACGGCGUUGUUGGACUUGGCUUCGAUAUCGAAGGAAGAAUGAUUAGUGGAGGCGGCCAGACUGUCAAGGUAUGGACCGAAGCUAAAGGUCUUCCUGGUGGAGGUAGGAGCGCAGGUACCAAACACGAUCUGUCUUCUGAUGAGGAUGAGGAUGAGGACGACUCCGACAUGGAAGACAGUAGCGAUCAAGACGAGAAACCCAAGGCCAGACGGAAAAAGAGAAAGGGAAACAAGGGUAAGGACAAGCCUGGUGGAAAAGCUUUGGACUUCUCGUUUUGAUGUGGGCAAUGUAAAAGCAGUUGUAAUACCUACGUGAUACCCAGACUUAGUCAUGCAGAAAUAAAUCCGC
This is a messenger RNA of Exophiala xenobiotica, 1508 nucleotides long. RefSeq lists its product as uncharacterized. The transcript has a single exon. Bases 101 to 1438 code for a protein of 445 amino acids. Gene Ontology annotation, molecular function: protein binding. Lineage: Eukaryota; Fungi; Ascomycota; Eurotiomycetes; Chaetothyriales; Herpotrichiellaceae. The record is from RefSeq and is a predicted model, not a curated record.